UAAAUAGUUAAAUUUUAAAUUAUUUCCAUAUGACUAUGAAAAAUAAAGACAUGGAUCUUCCUUAACUAAGUGAAGAUGAAUUAAGUGAAAUUUAUAAUUGGGUUGAUAUUGUCCCUUUGUCAAGAGCUAAAAAACAUAUAGGAAGAGAUUUUGCUGAUGGAGUUUUAAUUGCUGAAAUUAUAUAACAUUAUGUUCCUACAAUAAUUGAUAUACAUAAUUAUAGUAUGGCUCAUUCUGUUUAAUAAAAAUAAUAUAAUUGGAAUACUUUGAAUACUAAAGUAAAAUUAAUCAUUAUUUAUAGGUUUUUAGAAAGAUGGGUUUUUAAAUUACAUAGAAAGAUAUUGAUGCUGUUAUUUAAGUGAUUCCUUAAGCAAUAGAAAGGAUCUUAAAAAUGAUCUAAUUUAAAUUAGAUCUUUUUUUGGAUCAACAAGAAUAAAAUUAAGAUUAAAAAUAAGAAAAACCUAUAGAACUUAAAAAAAAUUAAAAUUAAGUUAACAAUUAAAAACCAAUAGUUAACAAUAAAUAAAAUGAUAAAGACUAAGUGAUUUAAGAUUAGAAGGAAACAAUAGAUAUACUUGAACUUAAAAUAUAAAAAUUAGAACAAUUAGUGAAAUUAAAAGACAGUAAAAUGUAAUAGUUAACUUAAAAGCUAUAAUAAGCAGGAAUAAAAUGA
Molecule: messenger RNA, 673 nt
Organism: Paramecium sonneborni
Lineage: Eukaryota; Ciliophora; Oligohymenophorea; Peniculida; Parameciidae
Source: the annotation of a GenBank genome assembly